GAACGCAGCAGCCCAUUGGCUGGGACAGAGGCGCGUGCACCAGAGCAAAGCGCGUGGAGCGAUGAACUGUUGGAAAUGUGAUGGAGGUUAUGGACAGAGUGAACAGCGCGCCAAAUAUCUCUGAAGUGGUUGACCCAGAUCUGACAUGGCAGAGUUUCAGCCCAGUUCACCUGAGAAAUGCAGGGUCUACUGCAGCUGUCACACAUUCAUCUGUCACAGAGGAGUCUGAGACCAGUGGGAUCGUCCCAGCUCUAGUUGCUGCAGCUUUGUUCAUUACCCUUUUACUCGCUCUGUAUGCAGUUUUGUGGAAGUGUAUGGACUCAAAAGUACCUCAAAGAAAGAAGAGUAAAAGGAGAGUGAGCAUGCGGCGGAUGGACACAGUAUAAAACCUCGAUACAAUGUGCUACGGGUCACACGGUCAUUUUGAAUCUUCAUGGAGACAAGUUUGCAAGUAUUUGGAUUGUAUUGUCUGCUGAAGAAACCAAAGGAAACCCAACAAAUAUUUUUAACCCUCCUGUUCCUGUGGACUCUGCUCUCAGUGACUGUCAGAUCAAUACAUCCUUAUACGGUGCAUUUAAUCUUCAAUAUACCGGUAAUUCCUAAUAUAUUUUCACUGGACUAUUUCAAGACAUAUUUUCCCUAAAUGUGGCUUAGGUUCGCUUAAACUGCUGUAGAGCACAACAGUGUUGAUUGUAUAUUUACCCUAAUCAGAAGCACGAGCACUUCUACCCUCUGCAUGUGAAAAUGUUGUAAGAAAUUGUAUUAUAUUUUUAUUUUAUUUUUAAAAUCUUUUAUACUUUAAUGAGUUUCUUUGUUCUUAUGGCCGCUAUUUUGAUUUUUUGUACCGUAUGAUUGUAAAUACUCCCAUUAAAUUAUCAGCUUUCCAGUCUGAGGUGAAUCUUUUCAAAGUUUUUAUCUUGCAGCUGAUUUUUUUGACAUGUUCUGUAGAUUAAGGAUAAAAGCCUGAGGUUACAAAUAGGGAAUGUGGUUUGAUUUGAAGAAAUGUCCUGUCUGCAAUUCCGUUUAACACGAUGAAUAUCCUGGAACUAAUUAAAAACCGGAAAAUCAGGUUCAGACUUGUCACUUUUCUCAUCUGUAACAAAUCUCCACUGAA
Messenger RNA from Periophthalmus magnuspinnatus, 1114 nucleotides. RefSeq lists its product as uncharacterized. The coding region runs from base 81 to 386 and encodes 101 amino acids. The record is from RefSeq and is a predicted model, not a curated record. Lineage: Eukaryota; Metazoa; Chordata; Actinopteri; Gobiiformes; Gobiidae. The transcript has 5 exons.